CCACCAAUUUUAGAAUUAGGCGUGUAUUUCCAAGUGCUGGGACUAAAGGUGUGCGUCAACACGCACGGCCUGUGUGUGGGCACAUGCAUGUGCUAUGGUGUGCAUGCUCGUAUCUCCCAGCAUGCUGGCUCCAGGGGACUGAUAGGCCGUCAGGCUUGGUGACAGGCUUACCUGUUGAACCAUCUCACUGGCCUAAUUUAAAGAAUGUGACACUUGCUAACACGGGGAGUUUGGGAAGCCCUAGACCAUGAACUAUGCUCAGUGUCACUGGGAUGCAGAAAGCCCUUGGUUCCUCCUAUCCUUCUGCAUCAGCAUCUGUACGUCAGUGAGUUGGAGGUCUGGCUGAAGACCCAGGGUUUGGCCCGGGCAGAGGGCAGUGCUGGGAUGUAGCACCUGCACUACAGGACGGGACCGGGAACUACACACUCACACAGACAGAGACACAGGGACAGGAACGUGGGUCAUCCUUGAAACAAGAUGCCCCCUGUAUUGUGUACCAGGGCAGCUUAUGUAGGGAUCCUUAACUGAUAGCCACGCCCCAGCCAAGCCCACCAGAAACUCCCCUGCCUUCAGGAACUCCUGAGGGUCUUCUGCUCAGAGCAGCUGCAAACACAAGAAAACAAGUCAUUUACAGGAAAUUCAGGGUCUGGGGGUCCACAGCCCCCAACACUGGGACAAGCUCUUGGUUCAUCCCUUGUGUGGGUGAAACCCUGCUGUCCUGUGUCCCCGAGUCCUCUGUGCACCUAUCACUCCUCCAGCAGAUUCAGGCAGACUUCAUUUCUGAUCUGGGGACGGAACCGGAGCCUCACACUUGACAAGCACGUGCCGUGCCGUGCUGUGCUGCACCCCCUUCCUCAGCUUUGCUUUCUGAUGGGUAAGAUCCCACGUUUGAAGCUCUUUACCCAAGCCUAAUUUCCUAUUCUGUUAAAUCGCUCGACUUUGUCCUAAUGGCUUCCUGCUUGCUGCAGGCACAAUUACAAGGAAACCAAACUUCCUCACUGCAAAUGCGCACGCACGUGUUCUAAAAUGAGAGCCGAUCCACACUGGCGCAGGAAAAGUCCUGAGUCUUUAAUUAAGGGGCUAAAUCCAACCUCACGAAUGUUUCUGUGAGAACUGAUUGCUCCGGCUUGUGCGUCACGGCACGAGUGGAGAGGCAUGCAAGUUUUCAGUGGAUGUGUGCAGGCCCCAAAACAGCUGGCACGGGAGCUUAAAAUACCAGAGCUCCAGAGAAAGACCCCAUCCGCAGAGCACUGACCUGCGGACAGCCCAAGAGGAUGGGUGGCUGCCGAGCCAGAGGCCAAUGGCUGUUGGCCUUCGGGCUGCUGCUGCUGUGGGGGGCUGUGGCCACUGCCCUUCCGCUGGAGCGUGGUCCCACCGGCCAGGACAGUGGGGAAGCUGCGGAAGGGAAGAGGGCCAGCCUCCUGACUUUCCUUGCUUGGUGGCACGGGUGGACCUCCCAAGCCAGUUCCAGCGCCCUCAUCGGAGGGGAUACCAGCGAGGUGUCUAGGCGACAGGAAAGCCCACUUCUCCAGCAGCCCCCACGCCGGGAUAAAAAGCCCUGCAAGAACUUCUUCUGGAAAACCUUCUCCUCUUGCAAAUAACCCUGCCCUGGCCACCCCUGGAAAUGCACCCAUAGUCUGAAUAAAGAG
Molecule: messenger RNA, 1649 nt
Organism: Alexandromys fortis (reed vole)
Lineage: Eukaryota; Metazoa; Chordata; Mammalia; Rodentia; Cricetidae
Gene: Cort
Product: cortistatin
Exons: 2
Coding region: 1275-1601 (108 amino acids)
Biological process (GO): regulation of cell migration; adenylate cyclase-inhibiting G protein-coupled receptor signaling pathway
Cellular component (GO): extracellular region
Molecular function (GO): neuropeptide hormone activity; G protein-coupled receptor binding
Source: RefSeq, a predicted model, not a curated record